Molecule: messenger RNA, 994 nt
Organism: Pelagomonas calceolata
Lineage: Eukaryota; Pelagophyceae; Pelagomonadales; Pelagomonadaceae
Source: the annotation of a GenBank genome assembly
CUCACGUUCAAGCGCUGCUGUCGCGACCGCUGGGCCACGAAAAAAUACCUUGGUGCAGUCAUUCAGACCCAUAUAAAGUCGCGGAUCCACGCCAGCCAGCGAUGCGGGUCGUGGUGCCGCUCGCAGCGCUGCUGCUCGGGACGACCGUCGAGCCGCUCGCGCUGAAGAGGAGAGGAGGCCUCACGAAAAGCAAGAAGAAAAAGAAGCUCAAGAAGGCACCGCCGCCCGCGCCCGUCGCGCGGGCGCCGCGGGCGCCGCUCUCGUGGUCGCUCUCGCCGGAAGAGCACAUGGCCGCCGUCUCAAAUGCAGUCGCGAGCGCCGCCGACGGCAUACAAACAGCGCUCGCCGACGGCAACUUCUUCGCAAAAGAGUCGUUCCUCGACGAGAGGAGUGUACAAGCGAUGGCUGAGGAAGCAAGACGCCUAGAUCCUACACUAGUGCCGUCACAGUCGACGCGCUACGAAGCCGGAAAUACAAUCGCCUACGACAAGGAGGGCGUGCGGUCGACGCAAAUUCUGGGAGGGAACGAUUAUGACAAGGCGCCGCGACUGACCGAAUACGUGGUUUCGCUCACGGCAGCCCUGUCGGGCGUCGCCGGGCAAGUGAGACCGCUCUCGCCGAGUCGCCAGACGAACAAACUCGCGGUCUGCGAUGCGAUCGGCGCGUCGUACCCAAAACACAUCGAUAAUGGCGGUGGUGAUGACCCGCGCCUGCUGACCGCUAUAUUAUAUUUGAGUGGAGAUGUCGACGGGGGCCGCUUCCGCUCAUAUCAAGCGACGGAGGACGUCGUCACGGCGGAGGUCGCGCCGGCGCCGGGCACCUUUGUGUGCUUCUGGAGCGACCGCCUCGUCCACGACGUCUCCGCCGUCACCCGUUUAGAUGAGGCGCGGUGGGCGCUGACCGUCUGGCUCUGCACGGACGACGACGUCGUCGAGGCGACGCCCGAUGAAGUCCUAGCGGCGCACUGGCCACAUCUAAGAGACAGUUAGUUUGU